AUGGCAGCACUGGACACACAUCUCAGUUGGGGCCCCCAGGGAGAACAAUUGGGAUGGGACUACCCUGUUCCCCCUGUUGUCACAGCAGAUGACUUGGAGGAUUUCUUGGCCACUGAUGAACUGUUUGUUGAUUACUUCAAUGCAUUUCUUCAGCUUCCUACUUUUCCAGAACCCCUGAUUUUCAACAAAGAAAAGCGGGGUUUUGAGGUAGUGACGUCAGCCAAACAGGCUCUGAAGGAGAAGAUUCGAUCCCUGAUCCGCUCGCAACAGAAACCCAACCCCAUCUAUACUGCCACCAAGAGGCUGAUGAAGUCCAAGCUACCGCUUGGAGCCAAGAUGCCCAGCGGUCCGCAGUACACGGAGGAAGAUUUUGACGUAAAGACGAGCUUCAUGGUCCAGUGUCUGAACAAGGAGCAAGGAAUCCAAUGGAUCAAGGAGGAGAGAUUGCCGGCUUUCUUACAGAGUGAUUCUUACCUGGAAUUCAGAUUAGCAAAGCUGAUCUCACAAGUUGAGAUUGCUACCAAAGACAGUGAUGUUCCUAUUCAUCUUUAUAUUGAUGCCACCUACAAACCCUUUGCUAUUGAAAAACCACCUGUUGUUGAACCCCCGAAAGUUGACGAACAAGGCAUAGCCAUGCGCCAAAUGUAUGUCUGCAUGGGAGAAGCCCAUGCCACACAAUCUAAGGAAUGGUACAGCGAUGUCAAAAUGAAAUCUGGCACGACGACGACCAAUUCAGUACAACCGCGUAGUUCAGAUGGGUUCGGUAGUUCACGACCGGCAAGUAGCCGGCCAUUGAGUUCGGCGAGUGUUCGGCCAAUGAGUUCAAUGAGUGGUCGACCGCUUAGCUCCUCAAUGAGUGUUUGGGAUCAGGCUACGGCUGAUAGUGGAAUCGGAAGCCCUUGGAGACAAGACUCCUUCAGCACCUCAAACUUUGACCCUACGAGUCUUGAAGACAUUCCUAACAGCGAGAAGAUGUUUCAUAGUCCACCGAGGUUGCGUUCCCCACCUGUGUGGCGCCCUCCCAUCGGCGAUGAUUCUUGCAUGGUUGCCGAGAACGUAGGAAAGAGCUUCAGCGGACCUGUCCAUGUUGCUCCUUCUGGGUCCAAGUUCAAAAUGGUGAGAGGAGAAUCGCUGGAUGAAGUCGAGGAUGAGAAGCUGAGCACGGAGAGCGGGUUUGAUGCUGAGAGCCAGCAGCUGAACAACAGCGAUAACGAAAACGACGAGGAUUUACCAGAAAUGCAACCGCAACCGAUCCGAGUUUCCUCACUGGAGGAUAUGGCAAACGUCGUCGUGUCCUAUGCCAUGAAGUCUGCCAUCGGCGUGGUAACAGAGGUCUCCCAGGAUGAAAUUGACGCCUAUAUUGACGAGAACAUUCUAAGAUCGCUCGAUGUCCACAGUGCUGAUUUGACGGAGGAUGCUUUACAUGAUAUGGAGGUGAUUCUGCCAGCUGAACGUAAGAGACCGUCCAUUUUGAAAAAUGGUCUGGAUGUGCAAGACGAUUGGAGGACAAACAGUCGAAUAUCCAUGGCAACUGUGGGCAAUGACGGUGCGGAAGAGGACUCUCUGUUUGACAGUGACAACGAACAAGAACCCGAUGAAAUCAAAGAUCCCUUUUUCUCUAAGCCGAGGUACAGUUUUGAUUUGAGCAACAAGAGAGGCCUGGAUGGAUUCAAGAGAUUCCUGUGGGGGACCACCGGAGAGAAAAUCUGGAAUCUGUGGUUGGAUGUGGACCGCGGACACAUGAUUGAUGACAAGGAGGUUCAACAACACUUCGUAGGUCAGUUAAGGGAUAAAUACUUGAAGGCCGGUGGAAUCUGUGAGCUGCCUAGAGAGAUACUGAAGUCGCUUGGACUUGAAGCACCUUCCAAAUGGACAAGCAUGGACAAACUUGCCAAACUACAUCCCGACGUGACGGCACCACUUCUCCUGUAUUGGGCACCACGAUUCCUCAUGCGGGAAAUGUACACUGGCAGCGCUAACAGCAGCAGUACAACAACCAAUCAGAUUUACCAUCGCCAGAAGCUACUUAACAGCAGCAGCAGCAGCAACAGCACCAGCAGCAGCACACAUCCUGAGCCCAGGACCGUCACGCUCCUACCGCUGAGACCCAAGACCUGCUGGCCAAGACUCAGACAUAGCAUUGCUCUUCCAACAGAGCAGGCAGCAAACAGAAGUGACAAAUCCCCAAGUCCCCCUCAAGUCCGUAAGACCCAGCGCAGCAAGACCCUGCCCAGUCUGCCUAUCUCUAGCCUAAUGACCUCAGUCACGCCUAAGAAGCCCACCCAUCACUCCAAGACUGCUUCCCCAUCUACACCUCGGAGAAUCACCAUAAGCAUUGGAUCGGGGAUCAAGCCAAGCCCUCCCAGAGGGUCCCCCAAAGCAGUAGCCUCCCGAUCGAUGAGUAAGAAUGUCAGUGGUGUGGCUGCGUCUGGGGAUACAGCGCCUGAGGUAGCAGAUCAAAGAGAUGAGAGGUUCAGUGUCAGCGGUGGGAUUAGCCAAGAGAGAUUCGGUGGCAGCGGUGGGAUUAGCCAAGACAGAUUCGGUGGCAGCGGUGGGAUAAGCCAAGAGAGAUCAGUCACUAUCGGAACUGAGGAGAUUGUUGGCGGGCAGGAACAGGAUACAAGUCAUGGGAGACCAAACACGCCUCACAAGCCAAAGCGUCCAACCUCAGCCUCAUCCACGUCCAGCAGUAUUGCCUCUGAGGAGAGUGAGUUCUUUGGAGGAAAUCGGAUGGAGAGUCUGUUGGAAGGACUCUACCAUGAGAAGAAGGCAGGAGGGUUCUUCAUGGCUUACCUGGAGAAACUAGACAAUCCUACCCUUGUCAACUGCCUGAGUUGUUGGCAUGAGCUGCAGGACUAUCAUGCACUCUUCUAUGCCGAUGUCUUUGAUUCAUUCCAUCUGCAAAGAAAAGCCCAGGCUAUCAAUUCCAAGUACAUUGUCCAUUGCUGCUUUUAUGACAUCGAGUGCCCGCCGAAUGUCCGAGCCCAGAUUUAUCGGGAAGUGGCACCCCCAUUUGAGGAACUAUUUGACGGCGCGGAGGAGCACAUCUUAGAGAUGCUGCUCAAGCCUUGGUCAGAGAUGAAGAGUAGUGAUACGGUGCUUUACAAUAAGAUUGAGUUGAUUUCAGAAGAGAGACAGCUGGAUGCAAUGAAUGCUAGACAGCUGAAGAAUUUGACUAGAAGAGGCUUCAUCAAGGAGCGUAUCUCCACACCUGACUUCAUGCUGGAUGAGGACGAAGAGGGCAAGCAGGAGGCUUACUACCAGACACUCCGAGAGAAGAUUCCUGAAGACUUCAGAGACUACGACUAUAACAAGCUCAUCCACAACCGGCUGGAGCUGGAACACUUCCGCAAAUUUCUCGAGGAUAACUACGCCAUUACUGACCUGAUGUGUUGGAUGGAUAUAGAAUCCUUCCGCCGUACGCCAUACCUGGACGCCAACAAACGAGACACGAAAGCCAAGGAUAUCAAGACCAAGUACCUGAAUAAGAAGUACUUCUUUGGCCCCAACAGUCCUGCAACAAGACCCCAGCAGAACCUGGUAAUGCAAGCUGGUGGAGGCUGGGGUAAGUUGCUCCUGGACAGGCCGCCUGAUCCCAUCCUGAUUGAAGCUCAGAAGUACGUCCGUCAACGUCUGGAGCGGAAGUGGCUUCCGAUGUUCCUACAGAGAGAGGACUUCCAGGAGAGACAGCGACCGAAUAUCAAGAUGGAGGACGUAGUGAGCGACGUCAUGAAUGCCAAGAAGCUACGAUCUAUGGCUAUUUAUCGGAUUCUUGAGGGUCGAUGGGUAUCAUCAUCUCGUGACAUCAUCGCCUUCCGUCAGGCUCUGAUGAACCCCGUCACCUGCGGACACUUCAGGAAGUUUUUCUCUGUCAAGGGAGACAACUUGGAGAACGACGUUCUCUUUUGGCUCGAGGUCCAGAAAUUUAAGGACAUGUACCACUCCCACACCGAUGAUUCCAUGAUCCAACAAAAGAUACAGGCCAUCUUACGGUGCUUCAUCAUGUCUGAGAUUUCUCCAAGUCUUCAUAUCGAUAUCACCCCUGAGAUGGCUGAGAAGAUUAUGGACAAGAGACCGAGAGAGAUGGGGCCUUAUGUCUUCAGAGAAUCGCAGAUGACAGUAUUCAAAGUGUUGUUCCAACACUGGGCUGACUUCCAGAAAUACCGCAAUACUCUGUCAGAGGAGAAGAUGCUGUUCGACCUUGAGAAAAAGAAGAAGAGGCAACGACGUAGGGAGAUGGAGAUGAGACGACUGGAGGAGGAAAAGGAGGCACGCAAGGGUGAGGACGACCAGAACAGCGUGGACUCCAAGUCCUUGAGUCGUCGUUUCAGCGUCUUUGCCGAGUUCUUAGAUGAGGGAGAAGAUGACGAGGAUUAUGAGGGACAGGAGAAAGUUCAGUGGAAGUACUCGGACUACAUGACAGCGCUGGACAGAGAAGAGAGAUUACUUAACGGCGAUGACAGAGCAUCCAGUAUAUUAUCAGCUAUCGAUAGCUACACAGAGGAGCAGAACUCACAGGCAAGAUCCAGCAGAACACUGCAGAGUGAGCAGGGUACCGUAUCAUCGGACAAAGGCUCCAAAGGAAGAUCCAAGAACAGAAACAAGGUCGAGAGCCAAGCCCCGGACAAAGCAGCUAAGAAGAAGGUCACGAUGAGUGUACCAACCAAGGUCGAAGGUCAAGGGUCAUCCAAGAAAUCAACCAAUGGGAAAGAGGCUUUAACAAAUGGUCAUCAGAAAGAUAAAGGCAAGGGUAGAACAACAGCCGUGAAUGGCUCAAGAAAGAGAUGAAGCUGAUGAACAAACCAAUAGGGAGAGAGUUUUCAAUUUGGAUCCAGA
Patiria miniata (bat star) is the source of this 4836-nucleotide messenger RNA. RefSeq names its product regulator of G-protein signaling 22-like (gene rgs22). NCBI's taxonomy places the organism in Eukaryota, Metazoa, Echinodermata, Asteroidea, Valvatida, Asterinidae. Gene Ontology annotation, molecular function: G-protein alpha-subunit binding. Gene Ontology annotation, biological process: regulation of signal transduction. The record is from RefSeq and is a predicted model, not a curated record. Bases 1 to 4788 code for a protein of 1595 amino acids. The transcript is spliced from 23 exons.